GACAUGCAAGAGAAAAACAGGAAGUGUCAAUGUCUCAGAAGUGUCAGUUGUACUUGAGAUCAACCCUUUGGACGCUGUGCUGCUGGGUUCAGGUGUCGGUGUAGCUGAGUGUCCCUGUGAUCGAGGCCCUGUGCAUAACUGAGCUGGGCUGCGGCGUCCCGGGGACGGCUACCAUGAUGUGACGAGGGGCACACUAACGAGGAAAUGCCAUAGGACCCGAGGGGACAUGCCUCACCAGGGCAGUUAGGGGUAGCUCUAGUGCUUCUAGACAUUAUGGGAUGUUAGGGUCUGCGACUACCAUGGGUCUGUUUCAGGUAGUGAUGCCAAACUGAACUGUAUGUCUCUUUAUGAUACAAGGGUGAGCAGACAUGGAUGAAGUGAUCACUCUCAGCUCGGACAGUGAUCCAGAGGACUCUGACGUGGAGAUCAUCGGCUCCUUCAGUAACGCUAUGAGCAAGAGCGACCCGCUGCCCCUCACGGCUGUGCGGGUAGAGGUGGACGCCGUCAACGUCCCGACGCUUUACAUUGACCUCACAGAUCCUAGAUGGACUCUCCCGGAGCUGAAGCUCAAAAUACAAAAACCCUCUGCCUUGACGGUGGUAGACUUGACUGAGAGCAACGUAGCGAACGGGACAACAUGGGAGACAAAUAGUUUACCGCCAGAUGACACUCGAACGAAAAAAGAAAGCAAAAGUAUAAAUCAAACUUCACACAGACAAGAGUGUAACUUGCAGAAAAGCUCAUCAAGAGACCGAGCCGUGUUUGCACUACCGAAGGACUGCAGCCACUUGAAGCCAAAGAAGAGGCCUUUGGAUUCUCAAACACAAGACCCAAAGCAGGCAGAUAAAACACAUCAUGGCACGCCAAUUGUAAAGUUAAGACGAUUGCCUUUCCAUGAAGCUCAUAUCGCAGACCUGAAAACAUCAAAGUGUUCUGUCUAUUUAAACAAAGAUUGUACACAAAUGUCACUGCACCUCCCGAAAGCAGACAAUAACAGUGGAGCACCAGAAUGCAUUAGUAAUUUGAGGAGAACUACUGCAUCAAAUGGUACUCAUCUGGAUCCCUCACUCGAUGAGUCUCCUCCUCAGGUGGUUGAAUCUGUUAUCAGACAGGAAGAACAGGAGAACAAUAAUACAUUUACAAGCACACAGUUAAAUGGUAAAAUAUCUCCGCAUAGACCGACUCCAGCUGACUCUGCCUGCUCGGACAAAGGGGGCUCUGUUGCAACUUCAAAGGAGCCCAGCACUCGUGACGACAAGAGGGAUGACCUUUGCUCAUCCGAGCUCAUCCCCUUUCCAAAAUCCACCUCUUUAUCCCAAGAUGAAGCAGAGCGUUCCUUACAAAGAGAAGAGUUCUGCUCCGAACUGGAAAAACUACAACUAGACAAAGCGGAAUCGAGACAAAGCUAUCUCUCUGAUCCCUUAUUCCCAAACUCUCCUGCCACUGGACCAAACCCUUCUGAGCAUUUUGAUCUUGACUCUCUGUCCCACACAAAUCCCAUAUCUCAUAACCUUACGAGCCAAGUCGACCCUACACCCACCUCUGAGCAUGAACUAGCCCAGAGUCCGUCAGAGAAGGUCAAGGCUGAUGAGGCCUCAAACUGCUCUGACUUCUUGCACUGGAGCGUCCCUAAUGAACCUCUUUUGUCGGUGUCCAAUGAGGACAUGGAUGACAGCUCUGGGGCCGGUACAUACAGAGGGGAUCUGGGCAUUGACAGUCCGGUGUCAUUUCUUUGGCAAGAGGGAAGUGAUGGAGACGAAGUGAACAAAGACAGCAGGUUUGAUCUGGACUUCAGGGUGGCCAGUCGAGAAGACAGGCAAUUUGUUUGCCCAGUUACACUCAGGAAAAUAAUGUCUGGACCAGUUCAAUCCUUGCUUGAUGAAGAAGAGAACGGAUUUGGAGCUCCAGAGGUGCUCUGCCGUCAGAGCCUGAGCCUGGUUUACAGUACCAUCGAUGAAAGCUACACAGAGGGCACUUUGCAGCUCUUGUCUGACCUGCUACAGCCUGGUUACUAUCCCCCCAGAGAUAUCACUUCCCACCUGCUGCGUGGCGUUCUGCUCGACCCACAGUGUCCUUAUCACCUGUGCGUGCAGGCCUUUAAUCUGCUGAUGAGGACACAGAGACACCACAUGGCUGAUAAAACCACAAUUCCAUGGGACUGGGAGUUGCUGACCACAGUCAUGGCUGAUCAGAGACAUCCAUGUGAGGUUGUGCGUAUGCUCCUGGACUAUAUUGUGCAGACUUUGGAGGAUGACUUCCAGGCCAAACACUCUAUCUCCGCACUCCACCACUCCAUCACCAAGGCAACAUUGUCAUGUGAUCAGCAGUUCCCUCGUGUCAGGGAGGUCAUGAAGUGGCUCUUUUCUGCCAUUAUGAAAUCAACAGAGCAUGGAGAGACUAGAGAAGCAGCCAGAGAGAGAGAUGCACUAAUCAGAAUGGUGUCCAUCUUCCAGAGGAUGCUGUCCUUGGCUCUUGAGGUAGACCGUUCUCCAGCUCUAAGCUCUGGCAAACUGUCCCAGGAGCUCUUCCAUAUGCUCAUCAGCAAUAUACCUCUACGAGCACACAGGAUGUUGUUGUUGGAGAGCCUGCAGAGCAAGCUGCUGAGAUGUAAGCUGUUGGAACAUCUGUUGGACUAUGCAUGCCCACUGAAAACCCCUUUGCCCAUGUCGCUCAGUCUUCUGCUCCACUUUUUGAAAUACUGCACUCUAGCACCAGACCCUUCGGAUGGUACUGAACGGUGGCAGAAGUGGGAAGAGUUGGUCCAUCUUCUCUGGAUGUUGCUGCUCAGCUACAACAAAGCCAUGAAAGGCUAUCUGUGCAACUCAGUCUCUGAACAAAGAGGCAAUCUUGGCAACUUGGUUUACAAGCCAGAUGAUAUGAUAUCCAAGCCCGCCAUUCGUGAAGCUGUGGAGGCCUUCCUGUCCAGAUCCCAGGCGGACCUCGGCCAAGCCUUACCUCUCCAUGUGGAAGAGUCCCUCACUUAUCUACAGGAUCAUCUGCUAGAUGUGUCUCAGUGUUGAAUUUAAAAAAACAAAACAAAAAAAAACCUGUUGUGAUCACAUUCUCGGAUUAAUUAUAAAGCAUUGUACUAAAUUAAUAUUUAUAUUUUUGUAAGAGUGUACUUGUUUUAUAUUCUAAAUAAAGGCUGUGCCUUGUGUCUUAAGAAGUGAAAAUACACUGAUAUAUCUUUUAAUUAUCUUCCACAUCAGUUUCUCAA
Messenger RNA from Anoplopoma fimbria (sablefish), 3217 nucleotides. It is a transcript of the gene simc1, whose product is annotated as SUMO interacting motifs containing 1. Bases 369 to 3020 code for a protein of 883 amino acids. The transcript is spliced from 10 exons. The record is from RefSeq and is a predicted model, not a curated record. NCBI's taxonomy places the organism in Eukaryota, Metazoa, Chordata, Actinopteri, Perciformes, Anoplopomatidae.